AACCUACACAUAUAUGAACUCCAAAGGUAAGGACAUGGAAGAGAAGGAAGCCAGAGAAAUUCGAUACCGGGGUGUGCGGAGGCGGCCAUGGGGCAAGUAUGCAGCGGAGAUUCGUGACACAAAUAGGCACAGCGCUCGUGUUUGGCUUGGGACUUUUAGCACAGCUGAAGAGGCAGCUAGAGCAUAUGACAGAGCGGCUUAUGCCAUGAGGGGUGGCUUAGCCAUUUUGAACUUUCCUAAUGAGUACCCUUCGGCAAGUGGCGGUUCUUCAUCGGCAUCGGCUAAUUUUUUAUCUUCUUCGUCUGCAAUGCCUGGGACUAUGCAGGGGCGAGCUGGUGGUGAGCAAAAUGAAGUUCUUGUGUUAGAGUAUUUGGAUGAUAAGUUGCUAGAGGAACUGCUUGAUUGUGAUCACCAAAAGAAGAACCAAAAAUAAUGAGAUUGAUUAUUAUCUCUAUCUUAAUAAGCAGUUACCCACAUCACGUCAAUAUGAUGCUUCUUAUCUUUUUGGUUGAUAUAAGUAGAUUCUGAUCAUCAACUUUUGCAUGCAUUUACUUGUCAAUGAAUAAUAAAAUAAGUCGGUAAGCCUUUCAAGAUAUGGUGAUUUUCUACGUACCAAAGUAUAUCAUCUACUUACGGCUAGGGUUGUUUGUCCCUUCCUCGUUGUAUCGAUUCUCUUCUAUAAAUAAAUUUGCCUCUUUCUGUCCA
Molecule: messenger RNA, 705 nt
Organism: Malus domestica (apple)
Lineage: Eukaryota; Viridiplantae; Streptophyta; Magnoliopsida; Rosales; Rosaceae
Product: ethylene-responsive transcription factor ERF095-like
Biological process (GO): ethylene-activated signaling pathway; regulation of DNA-templated transcription
Molecular function (GO): DNA binding; DNA-binding transcription factor activity
Source: RefSeq, a predicted model, not a curated record